UUUAGCACUGUGCGUCAGGCGCGGUGUGGAGUGUUGAACGGGGAAUAUAGGAUUUUAAAACAUAAUAAUGUUUUCCUCACUGCUGGAGGCGGCGCGCAGCUCGCCGUUCCACGGCCCGCUCACUCCGGCUAAAUGUGAUGCCAUCACUGCCCCCUCACAGGCCAUGGCCGCCAACGCGGCGACGGAGCUGGGCGACUCGUGCGAGUUCGGCUCCACCAAGUACUUCGCGCUCUGCGGCCUCGGGGGCAUCCUUUCCUGCGGUAUCACCCACACGGCCGUAGUGCCCCUCGAUCUGGUGAAGUGCCGCCUCCAGGUUGACGCCGACAAGUACAAGAAUGUGGUGAACGGGUUCAAGGUGUCCGUCCGGGAGGAGGGCAUGCGAGGCUUGGCCAAGGGCUGGGCUCCCACCUUCAUCGGGUACUCCCUGCAGGGUCUGUGCAAGUUCGGCUUGUACGAGGUGUUCAAGGUGGGUUACAACAACCUGCUGGACGAGGAGACGGCCUACACGUACCGCACGUUCGUCUACCUCGCCGCUUCGGCCUCGGCCGAGUUCUUCGCCGACAUCGCGCUCUCGCCCCUUGAGGCCGCUAAGGUCCGCAUCCAGACCAUGCCCGGCUUCGCCAACACACUCCGCGAGGCGUGGCCCAAGAUGGUCCAGAAUGAGGGCUACGGCACCUUCUACAAGGGCCUGGCCCCGCUCUGGGGCCGACAGAUCCCCUACACCAUGAUGAAGUUUGCCUGCUUCGAGAAGACGGUCGAGCUGCUCUAUAAGUACGUGGUGCCCAAGCCCCGCGCGGACUGCACCAAGGGCGAGCAGCUGGUGGUGACCUUCGCCGCCGGUUACAUCGCCGGCGUGUUCUGCGCCAUCGUGUCCCACCCCGCCGACACCGUGGUCUCCAAGCUCAACCAGGAUAAGACCGCCACUGUCGGCUCCAUCGUGUCCAAGCUCGGCUUCGCCGGAGUGUGGAAGGGUCUCGGGCCCAGGAUCAUCAUGAUCGGUACCCUCACCGCGCUGCAGUGGUUCAUCUAUGACGCCGUCAAGGUGUGGCUGCGCAUGCCUAGGCCGCCGCCCGCCGAGAUGCCCGAGUCCAUGCGCAAGCGGCUCGAGGCCGAGGGCAAACUCAACUAAACCACACACCGCCCACUGUACCAAAUAAUGGACAAGACUCCAGUACUCUAGGGUAGCCUCGCCGACGGAUCAA
This is a messenger RNA of Cydia amplana, 1202 nucleotides long. RefSeq names its product phosphate carrier protein, mitochondrial. The record is from RefSeq and is a predicted model, not a curated record. NCBI's taxonomy places the organism in Eukaryota, Metazoa, Arthropoda, Insecta, Lepidoptera, Tortricidae. The coding region runs from base 68 to 1129 and encodes 353 amino acids. Gene Ontology annotation, molecular function: phosphate transmembrane transporter activity. The transcript is spliced from 9 exons. Gene Ontology annotation, cellular component: mitochondrial inner membrane. Gene Ontology annotation, biological process: mitochondrial phosphate ion transmembrane transport.